AUGGGCUACACAACUGUCCGCAUCCACCUGCACAAGGCGACAGACCUCCCAGCCGCCGACUUUGGCAUCAUGGGCGGCAAGGCCGAUCCAUACAUUGUAUUCUCCCUCGGCGUGCACCAAGCACGCAGCACAUGCGUCCGCGGCAGCUUGAAUCCAGAAUGGACCCAUGCCCACUUCGAAUUGAAAGUCGAUGCCGAGCGGUACGCGACGUCAACGUUGGAUGCGAGCGUGUGGGACAACGACAAGCUCCGCAAGGACGACUUGCUUGGUAUGGUGUCCAUCCCGGUCAAGGACAUCGCGGAAAAGCAUGUGACCUGCACGGCGUAUGACAUCACACUGGAACCCAAGUUUCUACCGCGCCAACCCAGAGUACCAGUCGCGCCCAGCCGAAUUCACAUGACGGUGCAAGUGCUCGCAGCGACCGAGGCUGCAGACGUGUUGUACUAUGAAGUGUGGGAGAACGAACGGUACGGCUCCACGAGUGUCUACAGCAUCCUCAAGCGAAAGUGGAGCAGCCACAACUUGAAACGAGCAUCUGGCGACCCGAAGCGAUGGCUGUGUUCAUCGUCCAUGUCCUCCAUGCUAGGAGACACCCUCCUCGAAUCCGACAAGUUCGACGACGUUAUCCCGACCAUACCGGCUGGGUAUAUGCAAGUGGAAGGCUGGCAUUACGUCAAGACGUCUGGGGACCUCCAAGGCUGGGUGUACUCGCGGUCAUUUGAAGGCCCGUGGUUUGAAGAGCCCAUGACAUCGUUUUACGUGCGUCGACGGAAAUGGAUGCAAGUGCUGCAUCGUCGUCAAGAGCUCUAAAUAAGAGUCAAUUUACCUGUCAUAUUCGCUCG
Messenger RNA from Aphanomyces astaci, 842 nucleotides. RefSeq lists its product as hypothetical. Bases 1 to 810 code for a protein of 269 amino acids. The record is from RefSeq and is a predicted model, not a curated record. The transcript has a single exon. NCBI's taxonomy places the organism in Eukaryota, Oomycota, Saprolegniomycetes, Saprolegniales, Verrucalvaceae.